AUGGACAGAGGGAACGAAACCACAGUCAUCCAGAUUACUGAAUUUAUUCUUGUGGGGCUCACAGACAAGUCAGAACUACAAGCCCCGCUCUUUCUGUUGUUCCUCCUCAUCUACACUGUGACUGUGGUGAGAAACUUGGGCAUGAUCAUCCUAACCAAGAUUGAUUCCCAUCUGCAAACUCCCUUGUACUUUUUCCUCAGGCACCUGGCACUUACUGAUCUUGGUUAUUCCACCUCUAUUGGUCCAAAAAUGUUGGUCAAUUUCGUAGUAGAAAAAAAUAUCAUCUCCUACAACUGGUGUGCAACCCAGCUCUUUGUCUUUAUGACAUUCAUGAUCAGUGAAUUUUUCAUUCUGUCUGCCAUGGCAUAUGACCGCUAUGUAGCUAUCUGUAAGCCCCUACUCUAUAUGGUCAUUAUGUCAGAUAUUGUGUGUUUGGCCUUGGUGGCCAUCCCUUACAUUUAUAGCAUCUUUGUGUCAUUGCUCAUCGUAGUUAAAAUUUUUACUUUAUCCUUUUGUGAUUCAAAUGUAAUCAAGCAUUUCUACUGUGACACUCUUCCCAUAUUGUCCCUUCUAUGCUCGGACACACAAGAAAUAGAAUUAAUUGUAUUUAUUUUUUGUGCUUUAAAUUUGCUUUCCUCUCUCAUGAUUGUUCUCAUAUCCUACAUUCUCAUCCUUGUGGCCAUCCUCAGGAUGAAUUCUGCUGCGGGCAGGCACAAAGCUUUUUCCACCUGUUUCUCCCAUCUCACUGUCGUGGUUGUGUUCUAUGGGACUCUUCUCUUUAUGUACUUGCAGCCACAAUCCAGCCACUCCUUUGAAACGGACCAAAUGGCUUCUGUGUUUUAUACCUUGGUCAUUCCUAUGCUUAACCCUUUGAUCUACAGCUUGAGGAACAAAGAGGUGAAAAAUGCCCUUAAAAGAACCAUAGAAAAUCAAUGCAAAUUCAUUCUGUAAUAUACCAAGAAGAAAAAAAAGAUCUUGCAGUUUAAAAUAGGCAAGCACACCUCUCCCAUCUCCUUUUAAGCAACUUAUGUGUCUGAGGGGGAAAAUUCUCAUCAUUUUCUCCUGAAUCAAAUAGAAUAUCAUUAGUUAUAAUUAGUAACUCAUUUGCUUGAAUGUUUUUGCACAAAUU
Messenger RNA from Monodelphis domestica (gray short-tailed opossum), 1129 nucleotides. Its product is annotated as olfactory receptor 8K3-like. Gene Ontology annotation, cellular component: membrane. Gene Ontology annotation, biological process: G protein-coupled receptor signaling pathway. Gene Ontology annotation, molecular function: olfactory receptor activity; G protein-coupled receptor activity. The record is from RefSeq and is a predicted model, not a curated record. NCBI's taxonomy places the organism in Eukaryota, Metazoa, Chordata, Mammalia, Didelphimorphia, Didelphidae.